AUGCCAAGGACAGUAAUUAUUGCCAUAGACAACACUGAACGUGCGGAGUCUGCCUUUGAUUUUUACACCCAGUAUGUCAUGAUCAAAGACGACAAGAUAGUUCUAGUCCAUGUCUCUGAAUUCACGUCACUUGUCCAAGCUCCAACCUUGCUGACUGACCCAGUUAUGUCAGUUGAGCUCAUCAAGGAGGCAGAAGUAAUGGUGAAACAGCUGUUGGACAAGUACAGUGACAAGUUUAAGGAGUUGCAUCUGGGCGGAAAGGUGAAGCAGAUGGCAGGGAACAUAGGCGAGGCCAUUAUAGCAGCAUCCGAAGAGGAGAACGCAGGCCUGAUUGUCUUAGGGGCCCGGGGUAUGAACAGAAUUCAGCGUACAUUCAUCAGCAGCGUCAGCGACUAUAUCCUUCAGCAUUCUCAGGUGCCUGUGUUGAUUUGUCCUGCCAAACGGUCAAAGAAGAAGUCAUUGAGAAACUGA
Candidula unifasciata is the source of this 471-nucleotide messenger RNA. Lineage: Eukaryota; Metazoa; Mollusca; Gastropoda; Stylommatophora; Geomitridae. The record is from the annotation of a GenBank genome assembly.